This is a messenger RNA of Durio zibethinus, 1055 nucleotides long. Lineage: Eukaryota; Viridiplantae; Streptophyta; Magnoliopsida; Malvales; Malvaceae. The record is from RefSeq and is a predicted model, not a curated record.
CUCAAAUCCUUCACAAAUACAUGCCAUUAUUCUCAUUUUUUCAUCAUCCCCUUUCACCUUUUCAAACCAAAACUAGUCAAAUUUAUAGAAAUAUAAAAUAAAUUAACAAUUUCUUCGUAUUUUCAUUGGUCAAAAAUCCCAAAUGAGUGGUUACUAGUUAAUACAGUAUUUAGAACGGCACAUAAUGGCAUAUCUGUAAUAAACAUCCAAGUCAGUGUCAUUUAAUCUAACUUUAUUACGUAUUUUGCCAACUAGCUCUUUUCCCUUCAUUUAAAAAAACUCAACAGCAGAGAUGACUUAUUAAAAACGAAGACAUCGAACAGCUAAAGCAGCUAACAGCAGAAACGAGGAAAGAAAAUCAAAGCCGAAGAAAGGAAACCAAGAAAUCAGAGCUAAGAGUGGAGAGCUUUUGAGUUUCCUAUGGCAAUAAUCAAUUGUAACCUUGUUGUGAUCUGUGCCAUGAUUAUGGCCAUGGGGCUAAUGACCAUUGACGCAAGUGGGGACCACCAUCAGCCAAUCCUGGGUUGGAUACCCACCAACGGAUCGCCAUGCAAGGGUUCCAUAGCUGAAUGCUUGGCCGGGGAAGAGUUUGAGCUGGACUCAGAGAUCAGCCGGCGUAUUUUAGCAACCACCAAGUACAUCAGCUACGGUGCGCUGCAGAGGAAUACAGUUCCUUGUUCCCGACGUGGCGCUUCCUAUUAUAAUUGCCAGCCUGGAGCUCAGGCCAACCCUUACAACCGUGGCUGCAGCCGUAUUACAAGGCUUUAGUUAAUGGUGGAAAAUCAAAAUCCUGCUACAAUUGGCCCCAGAGAAAAAGUGGAAACUUCUGAGUUGUCAAUUGUCAAUUGUCAGUUGUCAUGGUUUGAAAAAGGACGAUAGGGACAUGAAAGUUUCUGAGAGGACAUAAAGCUGGAAGGGAUUUGUUGAAAAUGAUAUUCUGUUGGGAGAUUUUGAGGGAUCUCUUUUGAGUUUAGCCAGAUUUUAAUUUACAAGAAAAUGGGAAUUAAGUAUGGGUAUGGGAGGUUACAUCCUGAUAAUUAGAUCUAAGUAAGAUU